UUAAUAAUGAUUAUUACAUAAAAUUCAUAAUUAUGAUAGUAUAUAAAGGAAAGCUAGACAGAAAAAUAAAAAUAUAUUAAAAUUUUAUAUUUGAAAUUGACACACGAUGAAGAUUCUAUUAACGGUUUUAAUUUUAUUUUUCAAAACACUUGCGUUAGUUAAUGGUGAAUGUGACGUUUGUGGAACAGCAAAUAUUGCAUGUGUCAAUGCAACUAGUUUUAAAAUCUGUGUUAAUGGAGAAAUAUUUUUGGAUCAAACUUUUACUUGCCCAAACAAUUUACUGUGCAACCAUGAUGAUGAAGAAAGAUGUGUUGAAAUAGCAAAAGAACCCUCUUGUGCCAGAUAUUGUGGUUCUUGUAACCCUAAAAUUAACAUAGCUUGUUUGAAUCACGAAACAUUUUCAAUUUGUUUAAACUCGAAACCAUCUAAUGUAAUUGGAAAAUGUGAAAAUGGUCUUGUUUGCGAUACUAGUACUGAAAGGAUUUGCGUUAAUCCGUUAGAGACAUCUUCAUGUCCUUUACCAUCACCACCUACAAGCAACACAACUGUACUACCGACAACUACAACAGAACCAGAAACAACAAUAACAACUACGCAAGAGACCGUAACAGAAAGUGCAGAAGUAACAUCAACAACGAGCACAACUACAACGGAAGAAAUAACAUCAACUACAACUACUUUUAAACCGACUACUGAGGAAAUUACUACCAGUAAAACAACGGAUGGAGAAACAUCCACAUUAAGUAGUACAAAUGAACCUACGGUAUCCACAACUACAGAAAUAACAACCACACAGUCUACAACAGAAGAAACAACCACACAAUCUACUUCAGAAGAAACUACAACUAUGCAAUCUACUCCUACAGAAACUACAACUACACAACAAACUACCACAACAGAAGAAACCACAACUGAAGGAUGUACUUCUACACCGGAGGAAGAAAAUACAACAUCAACUACGGCAAGGAACACAACAGAAGAACAAACAUCUUCUACAACUGAGAUUACAACAACUACAACUACUUUAAAACCUACAACACCACCAAGUGAAGCAACUUUAUUUUGUCAACGCAUCCAAUACGUUGGAAAGUUUUCAAAACCAAACUCAUGUAGAAGUUAUUAUCAAUGUAAAAAACGAAAUGGUGAUUUUAUUGGAAUAGAAAACAGAUGUCCACUUUUCAUGUCAUUCGAUUGCAGAUUUGGAAUUUGUUCUUUCAUAUGUAAUAAUUCAUGCGGACUUAACCCUUAAUUUCAAAAUUGUUAUUCAGAAAUAAAUUAAA
Molecule: messenger RNA, 1280 nt
Organism: Condylostylus longicornis
Lineage: Eukaryota; Metazoa; Arthropoda; Insecta; Diptera; Dolichopodidae
Product: mucin-2-like
Exons: 7
Coding region: 107-1249 (380 amino acids)
Cellular component (GO): extracellular region
Molecular function (GO): chitin binding
Source: RefSeq, a predicted model, not a curated record